This is a messenger RNA of Pseudophryne corroboree (corroboree frog), 7315 nucleotides long. RefSeq names its product solute carrier family 6 member 3 (gene SLC6A3). The record is from RefSeq and is a predicted model, not a curated record. Gene Ontology annotation, molecular function: dopamine:sodium symporter activity; norepinephrine:sodium symporter activity. Lineage: Eukaryota; Metazoa; Chordata; Amphibia; Anura; Myobatrachidae. Bases 21 to 1889 code for a protein of 622 amino acids. Gene Ontology annotation, biological process: sodium ion transmembrane transport; dopamine uptake involved in synaptic transmission. The transcript is spliced from 15 exons. Gene Ontology annotation, cellular component: presynaptic membrane; neuronal cell body membrane; plasma membrane.
UACAUUGUCGAUAGCACCUAAUGAUCAAAAGUAGACCACCAGUAGCGCAGAUGUCUUCAGUGGUUGCUCCUGCUAAAGAAUCCAAUGCAACUGGACCUAAGGAUGUGGAGCUUAUACUUGUAAAGGAGCAAAAUGGAGUCCAGUUUACUAACUCAACAUUAGUGAAUCCAUCACAGACUAAUGUUGACAUUGAAGAGAGAGAGACUUGGAGUAAGAAGAUUGAUUUUCUCCUCUCUGUUAUUGGAUUUGCAGUGGACUUAGCCAAUGUUUGGAGGUUUCCAUACCUUUGUUACAAAAAUGGAGGCGGUGCUUUUCUGGUACCUUAUUUGUUUUUCAUGAUUAUUGCUGGCAUGCCUCUUUUCUACAUGGAGCUUGCUCUAGGACAAUUUAACCGAGAGGGAGCUGCAGGAGUCUGGAAGAUUUGUCCUAUAUUAAAAGGAGUUGGUUUUACAGUCAUUCUCAUAUCAUUGUAUGUGGGAUUUUUUUACAAUGUUAUCAUUGCAUGGGCCAUACAUUACCUGUUCUCCUCAUUCACAUCAGAUCUGCCAUGGAUUCACUGUAACAAUUCAUGGAAUAGUAUUAACUGUUCUGAAAUAAGAUACAACUAUUACAAUGACUCCGGAUUUUCCUAUAUCAAUGAUUCUUACAGAGUCACACCUGCUGCAGAAUACUUUGAACGUGGUGUUUUGCAUCUUCAUGAAAGCAAAGGAAUUCAAGAUUUAGGCCUUCCACGCUGGGAACUUACAUCCUGUCUUAUUGUUGUAAUUGUAUUCCUUUACUUCAGCUUAUGGAAGGGGGUAAAGACUUCUGGCAAGGUAGUUUGGAUUACAGCCACAAUGCCUUAUGUUGUCUUGACAGCACUGUUAGUACGUGGUAUUACUCUCCCAGGAGCUAUUGAUGGAAUAAAAGCAUAUUUAAGUGUUGAUUUUCUCAAACUCUGUGAGGCUUCGGUUUGGAUUGAUGCUGCCACUCAAAUCUGUUUCUCACUCGGCGUUGGGUUUGGUGUGCUAAUCGCUUUUUCCAGCUACAAUAAGUUUACAAACAACUGCUAUAGAGAUGCAAUUAUUACCACCUCAGUAAAUUCUCUGACAAGCUUUUUUUCUGGAUUUGUCAUCUUCUCUUUCCUUGGCUAUAUGUCACAAAAGCACAACGUGGCUAUUGGUGAUGUAGCUAAGGAUGCUGGGCCUGGACUAAUAUUUAUCAUAUAUCCGGAAGCUAUUGCUACACUUCCGCUUUCUUCAGUGUGGGCUGUCAUAUUUUUUAUUAUGCUUCUUACUCUUGGAAUUGACAGUGCUAUGGGAGGAAUGGAAUCAGUGAUCACAGGUCUUAUUGAUGAAUUCAAGUUCUUACAUAAACAUCGAGAGCUCUUUACACUUUUCAUUGUGCUUUGCACAUUCUUCGUAUCCCUAUCUUGUGUUACCAAUGGUGGAAUCUAUGUUUUCACUUUACUUGACCAUUUUGCUGCAGGUACAUCGAUUUUAUUUGGAGUUCUCAUUGAAGCAAUUGGAAUUGCAUGGUUUUAUGGUGUUGAUCGGUUCAGUGAUGACAUUGAGCAAAUGAUUGGAAAACGACCAGGAUUGUACUGGAGACUCUGCUGGAAGUUUGUCAGUCCUUGCUUUCUCCUGUUUGUGGUUGUUGUAAGCAUUGUAACAUACAGUUCUCCAAAAUAUGGAAAUUACACAUUCCCAGAAUGGGCAAACGUGAUUGGCUGGUUAGUUGCCAUAUCAUCCAUGGCUAUGGUGCCCAUUUAUGCCAUAUAUAAAUUUUGUACAAUUCCUGGAUCCUUUCGUCAGAAAAUUGCAUAUGCAAUAACACCUGAAAAAGAAUAUGACCUGAUAGAAAGUGGAGAAGUGCGUCAAUUUACUCUUCAUCAUUGGCUAAGUGUAUAAGAAACAAAAUAAAAGAUGUCUAAUAGGUUAAAAGAAGUUUCACAAGGGAAGUGAAAAAGAAGAGAAAACCAUUAUUAUACAAUAUGUGAAGAGUGGCAUCAUUUUACCUGACAGAAACUGUGUUCCUCUUCAGAACGUUUCCACAGUGUAUGUGGGAAAGCAUAUCAGUGUUAUUACUGUCUUGUUUUGGUAAUGUCCUGUUUUGGUAAUCAGAACAUUUGGUCUUUUUUGUACAACAUCUCAAAACCCCAAAAGAAUAUGUAUCACACUACAUUUAGUGAUAACCAUAAGAUAUACAUACAUCAACUUCAUCUUAGCUAGGAUUUAUUUGUAAUUAUAUUUUCUCUGCUUUUUUCCACAGUAAUCACUGAAAUAAAUACAGUACAUGUAGUUUUAGUAAACUUAAGAACCUAAAUCAAAUUGUUUCCUCUCAAAUCAAAUCAGUUACUUACAUUUCUACUGAGAAUAUUAGUAUACGUGUUAUACAGAAACAAUUGACAUUGAAGCUUACAGUUUUAUUGUAUAUGUUAUAUGUUAAAUGUUCUAAUGAUUAUUACAGACUGUUUUAUAGAUAUAAAAGUAUAACAGAUAUAUAAAUAUUGCUAAGUAUCAAUUUGCCUAGGAAAGAUACAGUAUUUGUGUUUUCUAUUUCUUACAUGUGGAGCCAAGACAACUGAGUGCCUCCUAAUGUUCUCUGUAUUAGAGUAUACAGCUGAGUGUCCUCCACUGGUGACUGUAGUGUUUUUCAUUUAUUUUUUUAUUUCUCAUAAAGAUAUCAUCCCUUUGGUUCUGUGGCACAUUGUUGACUCCACCAACAAUAUUUUUGUAUAAAAUAUAGUCUUUCUGAUAAUGUAAGUAUCUGUCAGCAAUGGCUUUGCUGUUAUUUAAUAAUUGCAUUUUUAUUGCCAUGAUAGAUAUACUGUAGUACAGUUAAGAAAAAUGGUUAAUGAUCAGAUAGCCCUUAAUUCAACAAGAGAAUACACAAUGAUUUUGAGAAUGAAGAAAUAUGUGAAUGUCUCAUGAAAAAAAACUUCUUUUUUUUUUUUUAAGCAACUGUGGCAAUAUCUGCUUUAUGGUAUUCUCUCUAUAAUAACUUCUUCUACCUGCAAGGUACACUGUGGCUGACAGCCAACCAUGUAACAACCAUGCAAACAGUGGUGAUGAUAAUAAUAAUAAUAAUAAUAAUAAUAAUAGGGCACAGAUUAUGAGGCUAUUGGCAGCUAGGAGGAAGCAGAACAAAAAAGGCAAAUAAUUCAGGUCAUCAAAUCCAGGUGCACACAGAACAACAUUUUAGGUAAAUGCAGUGUCAAUAUAGAGUCAUUAGGUCAGGACUGGUGUUAAACAAUCAAAAUCAAGCCAAACGGUGUGAUGUGCUCAUACAUAUUGCCCAAGUUGUGGCAAAGAGCCCAUCUCGGCAUGCCAGGGCCGAAUUCAGAUCUGAUCGCUGUUGUGCGAAUUUGCAAGGCCGCCAAUUGUCUAUCGUAGUGUGCAUGCGCGGGGCCAAACUGCAAAAGAAUCCAGUGCUAGGUGUACGCAAGUUGAUUGACCGGAAGCUGGCAUUUGGGGUUGGUAACUGGCCAUUUUCUGUGAGAGUCAGGAAAAACGCAGGCAUUCCCAAACGUUUUCAGGGAGGGUGUGUGACGUCAGCUCCCGCCCCGAACAGCCUGUUUCUAUUGCACUGUAGGAGUAGGUCCUGGGCUACGCACAGACUGGAAAAAACAUUCGGUGGUGAGUGAGUUGCAAACAGAUUUGCAGCUGACCCCCAAUUGCAAAGCUUUUUGCUCGGGUCUGAAUUAGGCCCUUAGCGGUCUAUUUACUACGCCUUGAACAGAAAUAAAGUGGACGGAGAUAAAGUACCAGCCAAUCAGCUCCUAAGUACCAUGUCACAGGCAGGGUUUGAAAUGACAGCUAGGAGCUGGUUUGUUGGUACUUUAGCUCUGUCCAAUUUAUCUCUGUCUAAAGCUUAGUAAAUAGACCCCAUAGUCUCAUGCACAAAAUGUGCCUCUUUGCAUAAAUGAAACUGGGAGUGACAAAACUACAUUCCUAGAUUUCACUAAUCAAUUUGGUGUACAACAUUUGUACAUCUGUGUGCCAGUGGCAUAUCUAUAAUGGGUGCAGUGUGUGCUGUGCACACGGGCCCCUGAGUCCAGAGGGGGACCACACCGCACACACUGCACCCAUUUUUGUUAUACUUAACUUUCUGGUGUCCGUUGGUUUUCGUGUGUGCCCUCCCCCCCCCCACCCCCCCCCGGCCCACCCCCCCUCCUGUAGCCGGCAACACUGUUAGUGCUCUGAGCACUAGAGACUCUGGCACUGUGACAGAGUCUACAGUGCAUGCGCAGGUCUCCGGAAAAAUGGCCCCUGCACCAUUUUCCCAUUUUUUUUCUUUUUUAUAUCUAUGCGGGGGGCGCAUUUUUUUUUAUGUCAAUGGGGGGUGGGACAUUUUUAAAUCUCGCACUGGGAGCCGAAUUGGCUAGAAACAGCCCUGCAUAGGUGCCUUCUCUGAUUACAUAUAUCCUUGAUUAUGUUAGAGUUAGAUAAAAUCUACAUGUAAUAAAUUGACAAGAAAAAACAUAGCAUAAUACUGUGGAUAUUGAAUAACAAUCAAUAUAUCCAGAGUGAGCACUCAACGAAUGGUAUUGAUCACUCAUCCUCCAAAUAAAUGGUGAUCAGUUCACACCUUAGGUUAAUGGCACUGCACAUACAGCUGCCCUAAACAACAACAGGUCAUUUUUCCUUUUCCACUAGUACCAAUAGGUGGAAUGGUCACUUCCGCUCAUCAGAGUGCUAUGGGAAACAAAAAAAGACAGGUGAUAGUGCAAAACCUUCUGCAACUCCAAAAUGUAAUGAUGUAAAAUAAACUCACAAAGGUUUAAAAAAAAAUCACAAGCAUAAGAAAACACAUGAUAGGUCCACUGGAAUAACUUACUUCUUAUGAUGAUAAAUCGCUUACCUGAUGGCCAGAUUACAAUGGCAAAAAAUAAAGUUAGCAAAGUCCUGGGAACCAGUUGGUCACAGCAGGGCCAUCUUAACCUCAUUGUAGUCCCUGGUCAAAGCAAUGUACUGGGGCCCCUAUCCACCCAUUCACAGGAGUAAAUAAAUAAAAAAAAUCAUAACUUACCUCUCCUUUUUCCAUAGAGUGAAAUGCUAUCAACACUCUGAUUCAGUGACGUGCAGUGAGGUGAAUGGCUGAGGAGGCACACAUGGGGAUGGGUUUUUAAUGCUGGGAGCCUGUAUCAACCCCUACUCACUGUAACUCUCCUUUCACUACACUAAGCUACAGUGUCCAUUGAGUCUCCUACCUGCAUCCCUGUGUCUUCUCUUGCUGCUGCUGACUGAGCUCCGAUUAUAGUGCACUUCCUGGUCACAUGACACAUCCAAGUGUCCAUCAGUGCACAAGGCCCGCACCCACACUCAGAGGCAUGCCUCUAUUAGCUUCCUUUCUGUGCAGCUUUACUGCCCAUGGUAUGGCCCCGCCCCAAGCUCUGCAAAGCAGCAUAUGACUGUAGAACCUAGGCAGAGCUGUUACUGCCUCAUCUCUCAUCUCCCUGCAGCUUCAGGGAUCACCACAAAGCUGGUGAGUGAUAGCUAUAAAAAGAAUUACAAUAAACAAAGUGGAUGUUUAUGUUAUAAAUAUUUUCUUUGUAUUAUUCUUAUUGUUUUUAUAUGAAAUCUCAGGCGUUUAACAGGGAGUAUGACAGGGGAAGCUCUUCUUAUCCUGACUGCAAGUCUCUUCUCUGAGUUCCAUCCAUCCAUUAGACACUGUGCUAGAGUGAUAAAAGUUACCAUUAGAAAAGGCUCUUGCACCAUAUAUAUCUGAACACCUGUAAUGUGUAUUACAUAAAAGGUUUAUGAUUACAUUAUUUUAUUAAAGAUAAUAAAAGUGUAUAAAGCUGAAUUUAAGCAAGUAAAACAUACUACACAAUGCAACAGUGAUAUGAUAUGAUAUGAUAUGAUAUAAAGGGCAGAAUUAAAUUGUUCUGCCCACUGGAAGCCAGCAGUAUAUGGCGCCCAACAAAUCUAUUCAAUUUUUGCUCCGUUCGGGCGUGAAGGGCUGCCGUAGUCUGCAUUUCAGCCUGCACCCCCCAGGGGUGGCUAGCUCAAAUGCGUGAAAAGUGCCGUUUGGGCGUACAAAUGUUAAUUUUCUCAAUCAUGGCUAGCACUUUGGUUGGAUUUAGCCGCUUUAUGCUGCUAAACCCGACCUUUAUGGGCGCUAUCAGCGUGAAAAAAAAAAUUCAGUUGCAAAACAAUUGAAUAUCGCCCAAAAUGUCUAAGAGCUGCUGAUACGUAACGCUGUUUUACACAGUAGAGUCUGGAAAAACAAACAUUCAUAUUAAACUGUUGCAUAACUGACUGUUAAUUGUGAAUAAAUAUAUAACAUAUUUUUAUGUUUUGUCUUGUUCUUUAUCCAUUUGUGAACAUAUAUAACGUUAUAUAAUUAAUGACAACUUUUGUUUAUAUUUGAUAUAGUGCUGUAUGUAUUGUUAACAUGUAUGCUUUAUUUUAAUAUGCAGCAAAGCUCAGUUCCUAAGAAAGGAAAAUGUUAAUCAACUAUGAUAGAACUGCUGUAGCUUUGUAAAACUGCAGAAUGUUGAUGAAAUGUUAUGUGUUAGACUGGGUAGAUGUGGUUAAAAUUGGAAACCUAACUCUUAGGAUCCACUGGCAACUCACAAAUAAUAUAUUAAAUGUAUGAAAAAAAGGUUCAUUUGCAAUUAGUUUAGAUAUAUUUGGGGUAUAUUAUUGGAUCUGUUUGACUUACGCACAGUGGUGCUGAGAGAAGAGGGGAGCAGGUACUACUGGAGGGGCCUGGGAUGGGCUCGGCGGGGGCACAGGUCCACUGUCCCCUCCUCCCGAGUAUACCAUAAGGACGGCGCCAUCUUUCCAGAAAUAUCUUUGUGAAGAUUGUGCCCGCACAUUGAAAGCAAAGACUGGCACUGUGCCAGAGUCUUUGCUCUUUAGUGCACAUGUGCCAUCUUCCCAAAUAUCACUGGGAAGAUGUGGCUUAGCAGGAGAGACCCACUUCCCACAAGUAAUGAUUAGAAUGGUGCUCCCUGUAGCUGCACUACAAUUAUUAUUACAACAAUUAUUUUUACAUUCUAUUAUUUUCAAGGGGAGUGGAUAUGCCCCCUUUUAGGCCACGCCCCCUGUCCAUUACUGGGGCCCUGCGUGGCUCUCUACAGCCCUGCAUACGCAUAAAUAAGUGUCUAAUCCACAUUGUCAGUACUUGCAAAAUAAGGUGUAAAUCCAUGGCAAGGAAUUAGACCAAAAUAUUGUGGCACCAGAGGAAUCAGCUUACUAGCAUAUUAAAAAGUAUCAUUUUAUAUUUUAGCUCUCUACAAAUAUAAUAUAUAAUUGAAUUUACCAUUUUAUUUCAUAUAUGUAUUUUCAAAUCAAUGUUAUGUUGUUUAAACGCCAUGUUCUGAAAA